Messenger RNA from Salvelinus namaycush (lake trout), 3438 nucleotides. Its product is annotated as contactin-3-like. Lineage: Eukaryota; Metazoa; Chordata; Actinopteri; Salmoniformes; Salmonidae. Gene Ontology annotation, biological process: cell-cell adhesion; brain development. The transcript has 23 exons. The record is from RefSeq and is a predicted model, not a curated record. Bases 1 to 3438 code for a protein of 1145 amino acids. Gene Ontology annotation, molecular function: cell-cell adhesion mediator activity.
AUGCCCUCAAAGAUCCCAGUGAACGAGCCACUAUGUCAGACUGAGCAGCCCAGCACCAGGUCAGCCCGGCACCCAGCUCCAGGUCAGCCCAGCACCCAGCUCCAGGUCAGCCCAGCACCCAGCUCCAGGUCAGCCCAGCACCCAGCUCCUGGUCAGACUGAGCAGCCCAGCUCCCAGCUCCAGGUCAGACUGAGCAGCCCAGCUCCCAGCUCCAGGUCAGCCCAGCACCCAGCUCCAGGUCAGCCCAGCACCCAGCUCCAGGUCAGCCCAGCACCCAGCUCCAGGUCAGCCCAGCACCCAGCUCCAGGUCAGCCCAGCACCCAGCUCCUGGUCAGACUGAGCAGCCCAGCUCCAGGUCAGACUGAGCAGCCCAGCUCCCAGCUCCAGGUCAGACUGAGCAGCCCAGCUCCAGGUCAGACUGAGCAGCCCAGCACCCAGCUCCAGGUCAGACUGAGCAGCCCAGCUCCAGGUCAGACUGAGCAGCCCAGCUCCCAGCUCCAGGUCAGACUGAGCAGCCCAGCACCCAGCUCCAGAUGGUCGCUUAACGGAACGCUCAUUGAUCUGGGGAGUGACUACCGGCGUCACAUGUCUGGAGGCAACCUGAUCAUUAACAGUCUGGACAGGGACCAAGACACGGGGGUAUACCAGUGCACUGCAUUCAACACAUGGGGGAUCAUCCUCAGCUGCCGAGCCUCUCUGCAAUUUGCAUACCUAGAUAACUUCAAGACCCAAACUGCACGGAGUGCUGUCAAUGUCCGAGAGGGCCAAGGAGUGGUUUUGUUAUGUGGACCACCCAUGCAUUCUGGAGAGCUGACGUUUGCAUGGAUCUUAAAUGAAUACCCCUACUUUGUCCAGCAAGAUAGUCGUCGAUUCAUCUCCCAGGAGACAGGAAGUCUGUACAUCGCUAAAGUGGAGCCUUCUGAUGUGGGCAACUAUACCUGUGUAGUCAACAAUAGCAUCACUAAGGGCAAAGUCCUCAGCUCUCCUACACCACUGGUCCUGAGGAAUGACGGAGCAAUGGGUGAAUACGAACCGAAAAUAGAAGUUAAUUUCCCUGACACUGUUCCAGCUGCGAAGGGAUCCACGGUAAAACUAGAAUGCUUCGCACUGGGAAACCCAGUCCCAGAAAUAAGUUGGAGGAGAACCAACGGCGUCCCAUUUCCCAGUAAGGUGAAGAUGAAGAACUCCAACGCUGUUCUUGAAAUUCCACAUUUCCAGCAGGAAGACACAGGGAUGUAUGAGUGUGUGGCAGAAAAUAGCCGGGGGAAAAACGCUGCACGAGGUCGUAUCGCCUUCCAGGCGAAACCCCAUUGGCUGCAAACAAUGACCGACGGGGCCCUGUCCAUUGAGGAGAACCUGUUCUGGGAGUGUAAGGCAAACGGAAAACCCAAGCCCUCCUACAGUUGGCUGAGGAAUGGAGACAACCUAAUGGCAGAGGGCCGGGUGCAAAUCGAAAACGGGGCUCUCUCCAUAGCAGCAUUAAACCUGUCAGACGCCGGAAUGUAUCAGUGUGUGGCUGAAAACAAACAUGGCAUUAUUUAUUCCAGCGCUGAGCUAAUGGUGUUAGCAUCACCUCCCAGUUUCUCCAAGAAUCCACUGAAGCCCCUGCUGAAAGCUCGCUCAGGCAGUGAAGUGGUUCUGGAGUGCAAGCCCCAAGCCUCGCCCCGGGCAAUUAGCCUGUGGAAGAAAAGCAAUGAGAUCGUGCAGAAAAACGAGAGGAUUACUCUGCUUGCCAACGGGACACUGAAGAUUGUCAACGCAACCAGAAGGGAUGCGGGGAGCUACACAUGCAUCGCUAAAAAUCAGUUUGGGACUGCAAGCGCCACCGGAAGACUCCUUAUCACAGAGCCCACCAGAAUCACCCAGAGGCCUGCUAACAUGGAGAUCAUUGUUGGCGAGAGUAUCGUGCUGCCCUGCCAGAUAGCCAGCGAUCCAGCCUUGGUUGUGUCUUUCUCCUGGGAAUUCAACAGGCAGCUCAUAGACUUCCACGGGGAUGCCGACCAUUUCGACAGAGUAGGAGGGAGCAUUUCAGGAGAUCUGAUGAUUCGUAACAUCCAGCUGAACCACGGGGGGAAAUAUGUCUGUGUUAUCGACACCGACGUGGAGAGCUUGUCCGCUUCGGCCAUCUUGGUUGUGAAAGGUCCCCCCGGGCCCCCGGACACAGUAGCAGUGGAGGAGAUCACAGAUAGCACGGCCCAGCUCUCUUGGAGCCUCGGCAGGGACAACGGCAGCCCUAUCACCGGCUACAUCAUCCAGGCCCGGACCCCCUUCACUGUGGGCUGGCAGGCUGUGGACACAGUUCCUGAGGUGAUCAAUGGCAACACACUGACAGCCACUGUGGUGGGCUUGAACGCCUGGGUGGAGUAUGAGUUCAGGGUUGUGGCCCGCAACAGUGUGGGCAUGGGAGAGCCCAGUCCUGCCUCAGCCAAGACCAGGACAGAGGAUACUAUGCCUGAUACAGCUCCCACUGAUACUGGAGGCGGAGGAGGCACAACAUCUGAAUUAGUGAUAACUUGGGAGCCCGUGCCUGAGGAACUGCAGAAUGGAGAGGGCUUCGGUUACAUCAUCGCCUUCCGGCCGCUGGGUGCCAUCACCUGGACACGAGUGGUCAUCUCCACGCCCGGGGUGGCCCGAUACAUCUUCCGCAACGACACCAUCCCGCCUUUCUCGCCGUUCGAUGUGAAGGUUGGGGCGUACAACAACCGUGGGGAGGGCCCCUUCAGUUCCAUAGCCACAGUGUUCUCAGCAGAGGAAGUACCAAUUGAGGCUCCUAAGAGGGUUUGGGGCAGGAGUGUAUCUGCAGCUACAAUUGAAGUGAUCUGGGAAGCCCUCCCCGUCACCCCUGAAAGAGUGCUGGGUUAUGAGGUGGUGUACUGGGAAGAUGACACCAAGCCUGACACAGUAGGCAAGGUGAGAACCUCUGGAAACUACUCAGCUGUUAAUGUGACUGGACUGAGCGCUAACACACAGUAUUAUCUAGCUGUGUGCGCCUUUAACACUGCAGGGACAGGGCCACAGUCUACACACAUCAACGCCACCACCAAGAAGCCAGCACCAGGCCAGCCUCCUUUGAAUGUAGAGUGGACCAUGAUUGGCUCUCUGCUCACUCUACACUGGGGUCCUGUGAUAGCCAUGGAGACAGAGGCAGAGGUCAUCGGAUAUCUUGUGCUGUUGAGAAGACACCGGUACAAUGACGUAAACAGCAUCAUAACAAACAAAACCAGGAUGGAGCUGACGCUGUCUCCCAACGACAACUACCUGAUCCAGAUCAAGGCCCUGAGUGAGGGCGGUGAAGGUGUGGGCAGCGAACCCAUCCACAUCCACAAAUUAAGCAUGGGCGCACGAGGCUCGGGAGGAUCUAGUCUCAAUCCGCUAUUGCUGUCUCAUCUCAUCUCAUUCCUCAUCAGCGCUCUCCUCCUCCUCAACUCCUCCUGGUGA